Lolium perenne is the source of this 642-nucleotide messenger RNA. RefSeq lists its product as uncharacterized. Lineage: Eukaryota; Viridiplantae; Streptophyta; Magnoliopsida; Poales; Poaceae. Gene Ontology annotation, biological process: regulation of systemic acquired resistance. The record is from RefSeq and is a predicted model, not a curated record.
CAUCGAUCCAUCCAUCCACGUACGUAUCCUCUGAUUGUCCUGUCUCGCCCACACGCAAUACUCAAGAUCACGACGAUCGGCCGAACACCGCCAGAGGUGAUGGAGGCUACCGCAUCGGACAAGAAGGAAGCUCAGCCGGCAAGCGACGGCGCGCCCACGGCCCGCGUGCCCUCCGAGCCGACCAUCCUCGCCGAUGCGAGCAGCGCGGCCGUGGAGAGCGGCUGCGGCGUCGGGGAGGACGAGCAGGUGGAGAGGUUCUACGCGCUGCUCGCGAACAUCCGAGCCCUGAGGGACGUGUACGGCGCCGCCGGUUCGUCGAGGAAGCGGACGAGGGUGGCGGAGCCGGCAUGGAGGCCAAAGUUCAGGAUGGAGGACUUCCGGGAGGAGGCGGACGACGCGGCGUCCGGCAAGAAGGGGCGGAGGGACCAUGUGGAGGGGCAGCGGCCGGAGAACGACGACGAAUGGGAGGUCGUCGAAGAGAAUGAUCGAGUCCACGCGCGCGUGUAUUGACUCGGCCUAGCAGUACUUCAAUCCAACAAAUGGGUUGGACGAUGUUUCGUCCUGAAUGCAUGUCUACACGGAUGUAAACCAUUCAAGUCAAUUUGCCAGCUGCCAUCUUUUUAGAGGUAUGCUUUGGUAUCC